This is a messenger RNA of Phragmites australis (common reed), 1267 nucleotides long. Its product is annotated as NAC domain-containing protein 100-like. The transcript is spliced from 3 exons. Gene Ontology annotation, molecular function: DNA binding. NCBI's taxonomy places the organism in Eukaryota, Viridiplantae, Streptophyta, Magnoliopsida, Poales, Poaceae. The coding region runs from base 222 to 1052 and encodes 276 amino acids. Gene Ontology annotation, biological process: regulation of DNA-templated transcription. The record is from RefSeq and is a predicted model, not a curated record.
CGCACGACGCCUUCUUCAGUCUCGCACCUCUCUAUAAAACGGAGGUCUCACAACGAACUCCAGCAACAAUCCAGAGUCCAGGGGAUCAAGGUACUGGUACAGUCCGAAUCCUUAGCUGAAAAAUACUUUGAUAUAGCCAGAUAUACAAUUGGUUCUCGUUCGAUCGAUCGGUUGCUAGCAACUUGGGUCGAGCAGUUAGUUAGCUCGCGUGGUUAGGUUCGAUGGCAUUGAGGGAGAUCGAGUCGACGCUGCCCCCGGGGUUCAAGUUCUACCCGAGCGACGAGGAGCUGGUGUGCCACUACCUCCACAAGAAGGUGGCCAACGAGCGCAUCGCGCAGGGGACGCUCGUCGAGGUCGAUCUACACGCGCGCGAGCCGUGGGAGCUCCCAGAGGUGGCGAAGCUGACGGCGAGCGAGUGGUACUUCUUCAGCUUUCGGGAUCGCAAGUACGCCACGGGGUCGCGCACGAACCGCGCCACCAAGACGGGCUACUGGAAGGCCACGGGCAAAGACCGCGAGGUGCGCGGCCCCGGUGCCGCGCGCGCCGUCGUCGGCAUGCGGAAAACGCUCGUGUUCUACCAGGGGAGGGCCCCCAACGGCGUCAAGACCGGCUGGGUCAUGCAUGAGUUCCGCCUCGACACCCCGUAUUCUCCCCCAAGGGAGGACUGGGUGCUCUGCAGAGUGUUUCAGAAGACGAAGGGCGACGGCGACGGCCAAGACGGCGCCACCUCGCCCGCCUUCGCCGGCUCGUCGCACGUCAUGCCGUAUCAGCAACCUGCGUCAGGCGACUACUACGGCCCCGGCUCUGCGCCGCAGCAGGAGGUGGCAGUGCUCACGAGCACGGCCAUGCCGCCACAGUAUUACGGCGGAACGGCAGUUGAUCACCACGGUUUCCCGCGAGACGACGCCGGCAGCGCGCUGCCGGGGUUCGGGCUUGGCGCGAGGGGACUUGGUGGAAACGAGUACGGGUUUGAUUACUUCGACAUGGGUGGCUUCGACGACACGGCGAGCCUUGGGCUUGGAGGCAUGGGGUUCCCGCAAGGGUGGAACUGAUCGCGCACGCCCUGCCUUCUUUAAAGAGAUUAUUGAUAUUGGAUUAAUUAAUUCUAUUAUUUGUUUAUAUACACAUGGGGAUUGAAAGAUAGACUAGCCUGGGUUUGGAAAUGUUGCGAUUGAGAUGAUUAAUUGUGAACGUGAAAUCAUGUGUAAAUUAUUUGGGAAAUACUUUCUUAGUUAAUGUAAAUGUAUGCAACCGAGCCGUCUUGAUU